GCGGAAACAGUCAUGCUACCGCAGGUAGAUCGGCUCGAGGGUGAAUGAUAUGUGUGAAUAAUAUCCCACCGUGUUACCCUAAACAAAUAAUAAAACCCAAGAAUUACUACAAUGGAAUACAUAGGCAUGGGUGAUGCCCGUCAGUGUACGAAAAUAAUUGUUCAACUAUGCUUCAUCCUUUGUUACCUCAGCGCGAACGCCAAUGCCUUGGGCCCAGCAGCUCAAAUUCGUUGCGUGACAAUUGUGCAAUCGAAUGCAAACCCCUAUCGAAUUACUGAUGAGAAUGCCGUCUUGAAAGGGAUGAACCAGUCUACGACAAGCUGGUACCGUAGCAUCCGCUGGAACCAAGAUGUUGAAAAAGAUCUGAAGCUGACAUAUCGCAGGGAGGAAUACCGACAUAAUGGUCGCGAAGAGUGGUUUGACUUGAAGAACGAGGGUUCAGCUGAUCUGUGCAAUAUGAGAAUAGUAACGGAGUCUGGAUCCUGGAUUCACGUCAUUCGAGAAGCUCUCGGAAUAGCGGAGGGAUGUCCAGUACCAGCGGGCCAGGUCAAUGUCGAUGGAGGCUUCUUCAACGGCGUAAAAUGCAGAAGAAUUAACUUGGAUACCACUGAUCAAUGGUCAUCAAAUCCUAAACAAAGACUUUCCCUCCAAGUGAAAGACAGUAAUGGUAAUGAAGUACUCACAGGAGCACUUGACCUUUUCUCAGAUUCCGUUCUUUAAAUUUUCAUGUUUGUUGAUUCACUGAGUGUUCAACUCAAUCAAAUAAAAUGGACCUGUGGUCUCCAUGAUUAGCACAUUUUUAAUUAUUGCACCCU
This is a messenger RNA of Diachasmimorpha longicaudata, 815 nucleotides long. RefSeq lists its product as uncharacterized. The transcript has 4 exons. Bases 112 to 720 code for a protein of 202 amino acids. Lineage: Eukaryota; Metazoa; Arthropoda; Insecta; Hymenoptera; Braconidae. The record is from RefSeq and is a predicted model, not a curated record.